CACUUCCGAUUUUGAAAGAAAGGGGUGGCGGCAAAUAAUAACAACAAAGCGGGGUAUGCAACGGGCAGACAGACUCCCUGGUGAAACAUAUUUCUGACAGUCAUUGCUAGAUAAGUCUAGCAAGACAACCAGAAACACGUUCAAAAAAAUAAAUCUAGCUAGCCAGUCUAACUUACACAAAUGGCAUCGAAGACCGACCAACUUCUCAUCGUGGUGUCCAUUCUUGAAGGUCGUCAAUUCCCAAAGAGCCAGCGCCACAACCUUAUAGUACAUGCAAAGUUUGAUGGAGAGCAGUUGGCUACAGACCCUGUUGAUCACAAGGAGCAGCCUCAGUUCUGCACAGAGUUGGCCUGGGAACUUGAUCGCAGGACCUUGCACCAGCACAGACUCCAGCGCACACCCAUCAAACUACAGUGCUAUGCUGUUGAUACAACCACAUCUGUGAAAGAGUGUGUUGGAUAUAUUAUUCUUGAUUUAAGAUCUGUGCAAGAAAUCAAACAGGCUCCUAAAUGGUAUCCCUUACUAAGCAGCAAGUACACCAAGUUGAAGCCAGCCAUUCUGCUCACCAUUGCACUGGAGAAUGACACCAAACAAACAGAGCUGUCACUAGAACGAUUCAAGGCCAAAAAAGCACCACCAAGACAAGGUUCUCCUGUGUUGCGUAACCUUUUGCCAGAGAAACUAGAGGCUGUUCUGAAAGAGGAUGAAGGAUAUCACCAGAUUGGACAUCAGGAUUAUUGCACUGACUUGUUUGUUUUGUCUGUUACUGUGGCCUUUGCUACCAAGCUUGAACAGUUGAUUCCCAGUACGAUGAAGCUGGUCGGUGAAGGGUCUGAGUUUUUCUUCUAUUAUACCCUGCUGGGUAAUGACAUCACCAGUGAACCUUUCCAAAACCUGAUUAGCCCCAGCUUUGAGCCAGAGAGGGCCUCGGUCCGAAUCCGCAGCAGUGAUCCGGUUCUACUGGCCUUUCUCAGCCUGCAGCCUAGUCUUCAGGUCCACCUCUGCUGUGGGAACCACUCCCUUGGCAGCACAGAGGUCUCCCUGGCUGGCCUGGCUAAGAGCAGUGUGGACCUGGAGAAGCAGGUGGCUACAGUGGAGGGGGCCUUCAUCCUCCAGCCUCCUAACCGAGCCAAGCAAAGCUUGCCUCCUGUCCCCAUGGAUCUGCAGCCCACUGUGGGGGUGUCCGUCACACUCAGGAGAGAGGCUCUCACUACGCCGGUGGGAGCUAAUGCAGAGGGAGGAGAUGGUCCUCUGAUUCCACUGAAGACCGGGACUGUGGAGCACGUCCUCCCUCCAUCUCCCCCUGCUGAAAAGUGGCCCCGAACUCCCUCACCUGGCAUAACGUCCCCCAUUAAGUCUCCCACACCCCUAGCUGAGUCCCCUCCCAACGCCCUCACAGAAAGCGAGGCUAACAGCCUGCAGGUAGAAGCUGCCUUGCAGGCUCAACCUCUCCCAACUGGUUCGGUCCUUGCCCCGUGCCAGGUGGAGGACGAGCCUGAAGGAGGCCUGUCCUCGGUCAGCGUCUCUGCACCAAAGAUAGCCAUCCCCUCCUCGGCACAUCACUACUGUUUCUCCAUGGACCUGCGCAGCGUCCGCAACCUAAACCUGGGCUUCCCCGUCAGCUGCACACUCCGGUAUGCGUACCAGUUUUUCGGGAGUGCCGCCCCCAUCAUGACCAACCCCCCAGUGGAGGUGAAGAGGAACAUGGAGGUGUUCCUGCCCCAGUCGUAUUGUGCCUUUGACUUUGCCGCUCUACCUCACCAAGUCCAGGACACCUUCCUCAGGGUGCCCCUAGUGGUGGAGGUGUGGAACAAGAAUACCAGCUCCAGAGACAUUCUCCUGGGCACGGCCAGCAUACAGCUGUCCCACCUCCUGACUGCAGAGAAGAGCCGCUUCCUGGGCCCCAUGGGCCAGCAGCACUGGAGGCAGACCUUCUCCGAGAGGAUCCCAGUCAUAAAGGCCCAAGGGAUUUCAGCGGCAGGGACUGGGCAUGCUACAUAUAGACUCUUGGAAGAUAUUAUCAUCAGUAGUAGUCAUGUGUGGCUGCAGUUCUAUUGUAUGCUUGCUAGAUGGCACCCUUGGCUGCCUCUUGACUGCUUGGUUGAGCUCGUGUUCGUUCGGUGUGAAACAACUUGCGUGUGUGUCUCCUUCCACAGGCCCAGUGAAAAGGUGGCUGAGCUGUGCUACGUCACAACCCUGGAGAACCUUGGUUUAGUCAAGGUCCAAGAUAUCGUCAUGUCUGAGUCCUCCCAGAAUGAGUAUCCUGUGGCACAAAAGACGGUGCCAGCUCUGCGACCAGCUCCUCCCAGCAGUGCAGGCGGAGUCCCCACCGAGCCCCGCGAGACGCUGGAGUACAGGGCUGCCCUGGAGCUGGAGAUGUGGAAGGAGAUGCAGGAGGAUCUUUUUGAUGACCAGCUGAAGAAGAAAGAGCUGGGCCACAUGCAGGCGCUGGCCGAGGAAUGGAAGAAGAGGGAUCGGGAGCGCGAGUCUCUGGUCAGAAAAAAGGAGGUAGAGUACACCAUCUUGGAGGAGCAGCUUCAGAAGAUUCUGGCUGACCUGGAGAAGAGAGAGAAGCAUCUAGGCCAUGCAGAAAUGGAGAUGCAGCGCUUGCAGAGGGAGAUGCGGGCUGAGCACGAGUUAAGCAUGUGCAAGCUGCAGGAGAGCGGCCGGCGGCUCCGCGAGGACUGCGCUCACCAGGUGGAUCUGGAGAGGUCAAGGGUCAGGCAGCUGGAGGAGGAGCGUGGCAGGCAGCAACAGCAGAUGCUGGAUGCAGAGAACAAAUACAAGCUGUUGGAGAAGGAAUACCAGCAGUUUCGGGAGCAGCAGAGCAUUCGCCCUGAGAUCAGACUACAGUCUGAGAUCAACCUGCUAAGUCUGGAGAAGGUGGAACUUGAAAGGACAUUGGAAUCGACAACAAAGUCGAAACUUCAUUACAAGCAGCAGUGGGGGCGUGCUUUGAAAGAACUGGCCAGGUUCAAGCAGAGAGAGCAGGAGAGCGCCAUGACACGGCUGAAGAAGCAGCAGCAGGAGCUGGAGACCAUGAGGCUGCGCUACCUGGCAGCCGAGGAGAAGGAAGCCGUCAAAAGCGAGAAACACGAGCUGGAGGACAUCAGGAAUGAGCUGAACAGGUUAAAACAACAGGAGGACAAGAGGCCAUGGGGCAGCAACUCUGCCGGCCCCGCCGUGUCUCUCAACGAGAGCGCCGACGAUCACCUCAGCCGGCUGCUGGAGGAGAGAGACACUCUGUUACGCACAGGCGUGUACACACACGAAGACCGCAUCAUCAGCGAGCUCAACAGGCAAAUCCAAGAGGCCAUGGCACACAGGGUGGACCACUAGUCUAGCAUCUCAUGCUAAUGCAUGAUAGAAAACCAGCCAUCAGACUCAUCUAAAUAUGAAGUGUUGAUCAAUUCCUAGUGUGCCAAAUGGUCUGAAUUGGACUAUCAGAUCACUUCAAGCUCCAGGGACAGUAGAAAGCAGCUCCAGGGACAGAAAGCUAGCACAAAGGCAGAAAACUUGAAGGAACAAGUGAGAGUGUCUGCCUUUGCAAGGGAUUGACUUUGUUUUGUGUAAGUGUUUUUGGUUAUUUUUCAUGUUCAUUUUGGCUUUCUUUGUUACAUGUGUGUGUUAUCUGUUUUAUACUAUGGGCUAAUGUCAACAUUUUAGAGAUGAUUGUGAAAAGGGAAAGGCCUAAAAUUAUUUUACCAAGCGUUACAUUCCAAAUGGAUAUGGUUUAAAUUAUUUGAAUGAAAGUGGUUGAAGGUUCGUCGGUGUGUUUAUACUGAAUGAGUUGUCUGUAUACACCAGGUGGCGCUGUAACAUCAGCAAAGCUACAUGUAAAUUUACCAGCUUGUUUUUCUUUUUUCAGAUCCAGAAUUAGUGUGAUAAUUAUUUGUUUGUCAUGACUAACAUGCAUAGACGAUUCUUGAAUGUAUAUUGAUUUGUGUGUAUUAAAUAAAUGAUUUUGGGAUUAUA
This is a messenger RNA of Salvelinus namaycush (lake trout), 3975 nucleotides long. Its product is annotated as centrosomal protein of 120 kDa. NCBI's taxonomy places the organism in Eukaryota, Metazoa, Chordata, Actinopteri, Salmoniformes, Salmonidae. The record is from RefSeq and is a predicted model, not a curated record. Gene Ontology annotation, biological process: positive regulation of centriole elongation; interkinetic nuclear migration; centrosome cycle. The transcript has 19 exons. The coding region runs from base 181 to 3339 and encodes 1052 amino acids. Gene Ontology annotation, cellular component: centrosome; centriole.